Scophthalmus maximus (turbot) is the source of this 851-nucleotide messenger RNA. RefSeq names its product trafficking protein particle complex subunit 2 (gene trappc2). The coding region runs from base 175 to 597 and encodes 140 amino acids. The transcript is spliced from 5 exons. Gene Ontology annotation, biological process: endoplasmic reticulum to Golgi vesicle-mediated transport. The record is from RefSeq and is a predicted model, not a curated record. Gene Ontology annotation, cellular component: nucleus; TRAPP complex; cytoplasm. Lineage: Eukaryota; Metazoa; Chordata; Actinopteri; Pleuronectiformes; Scophthalmidae.
AAAUGUCGUUAUGUCAAAUUAAAAACGCUGUCUUUUCUGCGAACGUUGUAUUCUUUUAAUAUUUCAAGUGGCAGUCAUUUCAUAAUGGUCUAGAAAUAAUCAGUUAAGGACGCGAACGACGCCAAGUGUCUGUCAAGUGCUAAAGAUAACGUUAGCUUGCUAGAAGGGGAAACCAUGUCUGGAAGUUUUUAUUUUGUCAUGGUUGGUCAUCAUGACAACCCCGUGUUUGAGAUGGAGUUCUUGCCAGCUGGGAAGCCCGAGUCAAAGGAUGAUCAUCGUCACCUGAACCAGUUCAUUGCACACGCAGCCCUGGAUUUGGUGGAUGAAAACAUGUGGCUGUCCAACAAUAUGUACUUGAAAACUGUGGACAAGUUCAACGAGUGGUUUGUUUCGGCCUUCGUCACUGCAGGACAUAUAAGAUUAAUCAUGCUGCAUGAUGUGCGUCAAGAAGAUGGAAUCAAAAACUUUUUCAAUGAUGUAUAUGAUUUAUACAUUAAGUUUGCAAUGAAUCCAUUCUAUGAAAUUAAUGCACCGAUCCGCUCGACAGCUUUUGAGAGGAAAGUCCAGUUUCUUGGAAAGAAACAUCUGCUGAGUUAAUCAUGUCUCAUGCACAGGGAUAUGGACGUAUCGUGUCUUUGUUGUACAUAUACCAAACACGCUUGAUGUCUGUAUGUUUGUCUUUUCAUGUUUUUCAAAAAUAACACAAAUCUGGAAUUUCUAUUAAGUUUAGUUUUUUUCAUCUGAUAUACUUUCUAAGCUAAUGUUUGUUUUUGUUUUUUUCUUGUACGGCUGGACAGUGUAUAUGGCUACUGUAUGUUAAUUAUCAACAUUAUAAAACAUUUCAAUUAUUA